Molecule: messenger RNA, 3084 nt
Organism: Eleginops maclovinus (Patagonian blennie)
Lineage: Eukaryota; Metazoa; Chordata; Actinopteri; Perciformes; Eleginopidae
Gene: plaub
Product: plasminogen activator, urokinase b
Exons: 11
Coding region: 87-1487 (466 amino acids)
Biological process (GO): regulation of cell adhesion mediated by integrin; plasminogen activation
Molecular function (GO): serine-type endopeptidase activity
Source: RefSeq, a predicted model, not a curated record
CCUGCACACAGUAGACAAAACACAUUACCCCCGAGGAGGUGCACACAGCUCUCUGCAGGCACGCUCAUGCUGUUGGGAUUCCAAACAUGGCAACGAUGAAAAGCUUUGUUUUCAUUUUCACCCUGGCAGCCCUGGCAGCAGCUGAAGCAGGAUUAUUGAGAGAAAAAAGAGGGUACACAUUUCCUCUUUUUCCUUCCUCCCACUCUACAUCGUCCUCGUCCUCUUCGUCUUCAUACUCGUCCUCUUUUGAAAGUUCAGGUAGGAUCUGUCUUAAUGGAGGCAGCUCUGUCCCGUCCCUGACUUCUGGUGAACACAUGUUCUGUUUGUGUGCUGAGGGUUUUGAGGGGAGACAUUGUGAAAAAGUGAAAGCUGGUCAGUGCUAUGAGGGAGUGGGGCUGUACUACAGAGGCACCGUGGCCAGAUCAGAGAGUGGACGGACAUGUGAGGAGUGGGAUUCAGACACCAGGGAGGGCUACCUGUCAACAGAUGUCAACUCAGGGAGGCACAACUACUGCAGAAAUCUUCACUACAGGCGGCGUCCGUGGUGUCAUGUGUGGAAGAACCUGAAGCUGGUGUGGGAGUACUGUGCUAUCCCACGCUGUGGCUCUGACUCAUUUCCAGAUCCACCCCUGCCUGCACCCACUGAACCUCAGCCAGCUGCAGAGUCCUCAUGUGGUCAGCGCUCCAGGAGAAAGCAAAUGAAGAUCGUGGGAGGAACAGUUGCCACUGUGGAAUCCCACCCGUGGGUUGCUGCCAUAUUUUGGCGCGGCAAAUCCAAGGAGAAGGUUUUCCGCUGCGGGGGGAGUCUGAUCUCACCCUGCUGGGUGCUCACAGCUGCACACUGCUUCCCCGACGGCUCCCAAACCAAAGUGCGCCGUCUCUCUGUCACCCUGGGGAAAAAUGUGAUGAAUGAGACUGACCCGAUCGUGGAGCAAACAUUCAGGGUGGAGGAAAUCAUCCUCCAUGACGGGUUUGACAAAAGUGAAGAGAGCUAUAACAACGAUAUCGCUCUGCUGAAGCUAAAGGCUAGGAAUGGGCAGUGUGCAGAGGAGAGCAGCUCAGUGAAGAGUGUGUGUCUGCCGCCGCCUCAGCAGAACCUCCAGCCUGGGGUUACCUGUGAGAUCGCGGGAUAUGGGAAAGAGAAGUUUGGUUUGUGGUAUAAGUCUCAGUUCCUCAGAGAGGCUCAGGUGAAUCUCAUCGCUGACGAUGUGUGUCGCAACUAUUAUGGGAACAUGAUCAGUGAUAACAUGUUGUGUGCGGGACGUACCGACUGGAGCCAGGAUGCCUGCGAAGGGAGACUCGGGGGGCCUCUGGUGUGCGAGGCUGGCAACACGCUCUUCCUGUUUGGAGUCAUCAGCUGGGGCGACGGCUGCGCACAGGAGGAUCGACCAGGCGUUUACACCAGAGUGACCAACUACAACAGAUGGAUAGAAGAGAAAACGGGGCUGACCUCCAUCACUGCUGGCUCCAUGUUUCCACAGAAAUGAAGAUAGGGACAAGGACUGUUAUUACUGCUGCUGUUUUCUCAUGUUCUUGGUGGUCCUAAAGGAUUUCUGCAGUAUUUAACAUUUUCCCAUGAAUAGAAUCAAACCAACAACCCAUUCAUUCGACUAGCUAGCAUGGUUUAGCUAAAGCCAAAUCGUAUUCCUCUGCGCAAUGGGGUAGUUAAGUAACGAGUCAUAAAUCCCGGGAAAUGCAUGCGGUAAGAAGAGUCUGCGGUUAACGCAAGUUUGCAAGAUUCUCACGUUUUGUUGUACGACAUCAAAAACGUAAGUAAAUACCCCACUCGGGAAUAUCCGAGGCUAAUAUCAUCAAAACGGCGGUUGCUAACAAGUGACUUAAUUACACUCCUAAACCUUAUCAAGCCGUACAGUAGCCGCCUAGCUUUGCGAUGAGUGACACGCAGCCAUGCAACUCGAAUGUAAUUCAUUUAUAGCAUUGUUAGCUCUAUGGUUCUGCAGUUGCAUUUACGCUUCAAAAAUCACAAAGUGGUAAUAAUUUGUGGAGACAUUUCUGCUGAACACAACGUAUGAAGUGUCAUAAACAUGUGCUGGCCACAAGACGCAUUUUCUGCGGUAUACUGAAAGCCAAUAGGGAAAUCCCAUUGGCUUUUUAUCAAUUGAGCCCAUGCUGUGCUAACAUGGCCUUCAAAAUAUGUCAUCACUGCACCACUCUAUGGAGCUCCAUUGUUAUUCCAAAACUAUUAACAACACCUGAGGCUUCUGCACUCCAACGAUUUUUCAUAUUCAAAAUAUAGAUGAUGUAAUUGUGUCAAUUGCGUCAAGAUACUGACCACUAAGUUUUCUGAAUAUGUUUAAUUUCAAAAGACUUUAAGAAAUUGAUUUAAAACUUGGAGCCACUGUACAUAUAAAGAUCAUCAUCCAUAAUGGCGUCUGAUUAGCUAGUUCACUUCCAGCACAAAGCACUUACUUAAAAAAUGGCAACAUUUUAAUGGUAACAAGUACAUCCAUAUACAAUACAAUCAAUUUCACUUGCAGCAUGUAUUUAAAGGGAUCAGCAAUAAUGUAAAAUGCACAUGAUGUGUAGGUUAGAGCUAAAAAGUUAUUUUUAGCUAAAAAGUUAUUUUUAGCUCUAACCUUGUUUUUUAGCUUAGUUUUUUAUUCUGAAAUGUAAUUUCAAUACUGUAAAUACAAUGCAGCUUAUUCUGUAACGACAGGGUGUUUCAUAUCUGGUACUUAUUGCAUUAAAUGGCCAUCUGCUUAUUUGUGUCUUUUAUAAGGUAAUAAUAUACUCUCAUAUUCAGAAAUAUGAUUCCCUUUGCUUUUAUAUUUUUUCUUGUUCUUUUUUAUCGGAUUUUACAUAUUAAGGGAUUUUUCUAAAGCGCAACCCAUAAUAUUGCACUUGCAUAAUGUUGCAUAAUUCCUUGAUUGUUGUGUAAGCUAUUUGAAUAACCACAGGGUCACUACUAUUGUUUGUUCUUCAUUCUUUAUGUUGAAUACUUUUGUAAAUGUUUUAUGUUUUGUGUAUUUUAUGUUUUUUUGUUUUGCACCAUCUUGGAAAUAACUGUUAAACACUUGCUGUAAUAUAAAUAAAAAUAAUAUUCUGUAAAAGUUACACAAGCGA